CCUCCUAUACAACAGCCCCUCUCCAGCUCGAGCACAGAUCUUGCAGCUGCGCAUCACGCAGACGACUCGAUGAUGCUAUGGAUGGAUGGAUGCAUGGAUGUAUGGAAAAGUAGAUCGCGGGUAAUUGGUUACAGCAGGUGUGUUUUUCACAGAUCUCUUUAGCUGCUUGCCAUAUUCAGGACCGACGCUACGGAUUUUACGUAGGAUGCGCCGUUACGCUGGGUGCAGCAUCCGUCCAUCUGUACGGCCACGACGCGAAUGAGCUGCAUGCAUGCCUUAAACGAAAUUGCGCGCAUGAAUUUUUCCAGCCUUGUACCGCGGUUAACCGAAUAGCGAUCGAUAUUCACAGUUCACGUCGAUAGCGUCGUGUCUUUUCGUAUUGCGGCGGUUUCAUUUGUUCUGUAUAAAUUGAGCGUUAUUCCGCGCGCCAGUGACGCGCAGCUCGCGCUCCGGGUCUGUGGGAGAGACACAGCAUCAAUUGAAGAGCGCAAAACAUCAUCAGGAGAUCCGUCGAAAUAAGAGAAGGUUGCCACAUGGAAAUGUAUGAUGCGGAUUUGGAUAAUGCCAUAUAGACGCAUGAGAGAAGAACGUGCUGACUCUCACUAAAGCCAAUGCUGACUGUGACCAUUCUGAUGGAAAGCAGAAGAUUCCCAAGCAGCAUCCAGUGCUGUUAACAAACUCCUGGAUUUACACGUUGAUGCCACAAGUUACCUGAUUACCUGAAGUUAAUAGAAAGGGGCAGGACAUGACCCAAUUGCCAUGCAGGCUGCUAUGGUAACAGGCUUUUCCAGCCCCUCCCCCCUCAUCUGGUUGGUCCAAUUGUUGUUGUGGCCAACCCUCCUUGGACCUAGAUUAGCUGAGGCGAGUCCGAGCUGCCCUCCUCCCUGUAGCUGUUCGAAUCAAGCCAGUCGAGUGAUUUGUACCAGAAAAGGUUUAAAUGAAGUUCCACAGAGUAUCUCAUUCAAUACUCGAUACCUCAACCUACAGGAGAACUCCAUACAGGUGAUCAAGUCGGACACCUUUAAGCAUCUAAGUCACCUGGAGAUUUUGCAGUUGUCUAAGAAUCAGAUCCGUCAAAUUGAGGUCGGAGCGUUUAAUGGCCUUCCCAAUCUCAUCACCUUGGAGUUGUUUGACAACAGAUUGCCGCUGGUUCCAUCGCAGGCCUUCGAGUACCUGAGUAAGCUGCGUGAACUCUGGCUGAGAAACAAUCCCAUAGAGACGCUCCCAGCGUACGCUUUCCACCGUGUGCCAUCGCUGCGGCGAUUAGAUCUUGGCGAGCUGCGGAAACUAAGCUUCAUCUCGGAGGUGGCAUUCGAUGGGCUGGAGAACCUACGUUUCCUGAAUUUGGGCAUGUGUGGGCUUAAGGAUGUACCCAACUUGACACCUCUCGUGCGGCUAGAGGAACUGGAGCUAUCAGGAAACCAGCUGGGUGUGGUACGGCCCGGAUCAUUCCAAGGCCUCGUUUCCUUGCGUAAACUGUGGCUCAUGCACUCUCGGAUUUCCGUCAUCGAGCGGAACGCCUUUGACGAUCUUAAGAACCUGGAAGAGCUCAACCUAUCUCAUAAUUCUUUGCACUCGUUGCCCCACGACCUCUUCACACCGCUGCAGCAGUUGGAGCGUGUUCAUCUGAACCACAACCCUUGGGUCUGCAAUUGCGACGUUCUCUGGUUGAGCUGGUGGCUGAAAGAAACCGUACCCGAUAACUCCACGUGUUGUGCACGUUGUCAUGCGCCACCUGGGGCUAAGGGCAGAUACAUUGGAGAUCUCGACCAGCGAGACUUCACCUGCUACGCACCUGUGAUUGUGGAGCCGCCGACCGACCUGAACGUGACGGAGGGAAUGGCCGCUGAGCUUAAAUGCCGCACUGGGACAUCAAUGACAUCCGUUAAUUGGCUGACCCCGAACGGUACCUUGAUGACCCAUGGUGCGUACAAGGUCCGAAUCUCUGUCCUGCAUGAUGGAACCCUGAACUUCACCAACGUGACCAUGCAAGACACAGGCCCAUAUACCUGUAUGGUGACCAACUCUGCGGGCAAUACCACCGCAACAGCCGUGUUGAAUGUUUCUGCGCCUGAUCCAGGCAAUGGCUACAGCUACUUCACGACCGUGACAGUCGAAACCGUAGAGUCGGGGCAAGAGGGACACGAUUCGGCACGGCAGUUUGUCACCGAGACCUUUAUUAGUUUUCCGGGACCGACGGCCGCAUCUGCUUCGCCGGGUCCUACCGGCUCCAUGCUGUCCUCUCUGUCACCCCGAGCCACACGUGCACCCGAUCGCUCGUACACCGUCUCCAUCACAGACGUCGCCAACCUGUCGGGUCUCGAGGACGUGAUGAAGACGACCAAAAUCAUCAUCGGCUGCUUUGUGGCCAUCACCUUCAUGGCCGCCGUGAUGUUGGUCGUCUUCUACAAACUUCGCAAGCAACACCAGCUGCACAAACACCACGGCCCGACACGUGCCAUUGAGAUCAUUAACGUCGAAGAUGAGAUCGGAUCUGCCGGUGGAGCUAGUGGCAUAGCGGGAGGGGGCACCGUCCAUGCGGGAGUAGGAACAGGCGGAGGUGGCCAGAGUCCGAGGAUGCACGAACCAGAGAUCAUGACCUUGCCAAGUGUUGGGCAACCCGAUCACCUGAACCACUAUUACAAAGCUCAUCACUUCAACAACAACAUUCUGGGCUUGAACAUGUCCUCUGCCAUGCUUAACAACAAACCCAACCAAUCCUCUCAAAAUCAGGCUCCAACCAUGAAAAUUUGCGAUGGCUCGACCUCACCUCCCCUGCCGAUUCCCAUUCCCAUGGCGAUGACGUUCCACGGAACUCUGAAAGGUCUCAGUCACGGUCCCAACAUGCAGACUGAGCCACUAUUGCUUUCCAACGGCUCCAAGGAAAGCGUUCAGGAGACGCAGAUCUGAUCGUGCCCACACACACACAGAAAGGAAGGCAGACUGGUUUGUAUGCCAGUGUGACUGUCAACGUCUCUGACAUGAUGGAACUCCGAUUCUUUCCGACAGAUUCUAUGGAAUAUUCCAUUCAAUGAACAGAGAGACAGGCUUUUACAGACGAAGUGGACAUGGCGCUACUGAGUACACACGUGCCAAAGCAAGCGUCUUUUUUGCAGUUCCUAUGAGUUGUGUCCUCGUAUAAAAUAUAGUCUAUAUUAAAGUAGUGUAAUUACAUAAAUGUUGGUUUGCCACAGUCCAGCGACACAAUCACACAGAUGUACAGCAGCUUACAGACCUGUAUACAAGCAUACACACAUUUACACUUCCUGGAGGUUCCAUUAUUCAUCUUACGUCCUCACUAGGUAGUGUACCUGUGUGUGUGCGCGCUUGUGUGUGUGGAAGAGACGGCAUAUGCUGAGACUAAUCCGGAAAUAAAGACUUAAACCGCUGUGAUCCAGAACACAUGCUUACAUUCCCAUCGCUUUAUGACGCCAUUUGGAAUCUAGCACAAGUGAGAAUCCAUUCAUAAGCUCAUUAUCUGAAUUUCAGAAGACACCAGUUUCAGGGUGACAUAUGUUUUCAUUGUACGAUACCCAGAAAGGAGGCAGAGAAAAGGCCUUUCCAUGUGAAGACAUCUUUGUGUGCCGUUUUUUUACUUACACUGUCAUCAGCAGACGUACUAUGGUACCCGCCGCCAGCAAGCAAGCUCUUGUGCAUAUGUAAGUUCGGAGAGAUAUCGAGCGUUUGUUUUCUUGUUAGUGCCAAAUGAAAGAGCGAUGUGUAAGGGCUAAUUCACUGGCAUUGGAUGUUGAUGUGCAGGGUGUCACCGAACGUGUUUGGAAAAGAAAUCCCAUCCCUUGGCUUUCGUUAUCUGACGUACUUUCAAAUGAACGGUGUAGGGUGACACUUUGUGGACUGGGAAUCAGUCUUGUAGGCUCAUUUGAAUUUGAGUCAAGUCCAAGACCGGAUAGUUUUAAGUGCAGAUAAGCUAAAUCUGGAUUUGGUCUUGACUUGGACUCGAAUGAGCCGGUCUCGACUGCUGGGAAUCGAUCUGAUUGGUGAACGGAGGGCAAAAGAGGGAUUUGCGAUCAAUUGAGAAGUAACGUUUGUCCUUGCGUUUCACUAAAAGAUUUCUUUAUUUGUGCAAUGAAUAAGGCCGGGAACGUGUAUUAGGAAAGGUCAAUUUUUAAGAUUAAUCGAGGCUUUGAAAUAUACUGGGAUGUACAGCACAGAGUUUAUCCGAGCUGACCCAGACACACUUUCACACAUUUUAGAUUUUUUAAAGGGAGAAAAUAAAAGUUAUCCUGAAAAUGCUUAGAUUUUUCUGAACAAAGAUUUUGCAAUAUGACUUAAUCUAAUGUAAAGAUUUUCAAGUACUAUACAGUUUAUAGAUUGAAUCGGUGGUCUGUGGCGAAGGUUUAAGCAUCAGGGUUAUUUGUGGACCGAUGGAGCCAUACAACCAACUUCUAGAAGUCGCUGCUGACUACAUAAAGCAUUUUAUUGAUCAAGGUCUUCAUCCUUGAAUAGCUUUGAGUUGUGUAUUAACAAUGUGCAAUGUGCCAUUAAUGGAGUCGAGUACACAUGCGUGUAUCAUUGUUAUUGCUGCAUUAAACUUUAUUCCUUUAUUAAUUUCCAAUUCAUCAUUUUCUUUUUAUCAGAAUGAUGUCGUUAAAACGGAUUGAUCUUUUUCUAUCCCUAAAAGGAUGAAUUACGAUGGGAACCUUCAUAAAUCAAAUUACACCAAACUUGACAAAUUGGGCAAUUUGUUUCUGGAUUUAAUCUAGUUCUCCGCUUCCUAAUUAAUCUUUUUCAUUUAGGCAAACCUUCAUACAUACAUCAGCAAUCUGAGGACAUUAACCCCGAUAUCAGUCAACGGUCCCUCAAAUGUCUGCCUGCUAUUCUUUAAAAUUAAAUUAGGGGAUAAACUCUGCAUUUUUUUUUCUUUUCUUUUAUUGUUUCUCCCUACAGUACAAAAGAUGAUUGUGUUUGAAUAUCCAGUGUGGUUGCUUAGCAACAGCAUCAUUGCCAGGAAAUGCUCUUAAAAGCGUAUUGUAGCAUCUGACCGUCAUCUGCUGAUGGGGAACAUAGGUAAAUCAUAAUUACGUCAAUAUAAGGAGCAGGUUAGUUAAUGUGAGGAACCUGUGUGGGCUCAACAGUAGAAAAUCUAACCGAGAAAACUUAAAAACACAUUGAGAUUUGAAAAGAUGCAAGCUUUUUUUACAAAUGAAAUAAUCACAUGCAGUAAAAUGCUGAUAUGUUUGCGAGUUGAGUGCCAGAUUUGAACCUUUAAGCCUAUCGUGUGCAGUCAGAUGAUGCUGAAAUGACAAAAUGUAUCACGUCUAUGACCGAUGAAACGGUAGAGACAGGACACGAGGGACACGAUUCAAAGAGUAAACCCAUAUAAUACAGCCAGUUACCUCAGUUUCUAACAUCCUUGCAGUUUUCUUGUUUCAAUGAAAAUGUUUGACGUAAUGACAUGUUUCUAUUAAAAAAAAAAUACAAAAGUAAAAGUUUAUAAUUGGUUUUGACUUUAAAGCUAUCAGACAUCAUCUAAAAUCCACAUUGGUAUUGAUUCCAUGGCUUUUUCUUAUAGUUUGAAGUAAAAUCUGAUUCACAGACUGAAGCUUUAAUCGACUAGUCAUGUUUGAAUCUUUAUAUAUUUUAUGAACAUGUGACGUAGAAGGCUAAAGUCAUCAGGAGGUAAAUGAAUUUCUCUGCUUUCAUUCAGCGAGAUGUUCCUCUCUGUGUUUCUAUCCCAUUGCUUUCUCUUGCAUUGGCUUAUGAGAGUUCAUUUCAAAUUUCCCCUGAUUUUUUUCUAUCUCUGAUUUGGUGGUCGCUGUGUAUUUGAGCCAGACGUCAGAUCGUGUUAUGGACUUUAACUCUUUAUGUGGCGGGUCUCUGUUUCUUUCAUCAUCUCAUACUGACCCAUGUGUUCAUGUAUAUAAUCUAAAGAUGUAAAUAUUCUCUAUUUUUUGACGUACCAUUAGCAAAACACAGUUCUUCAGGAUAUGAGGCAGAAUUUUUGGAAAUAUGCAUUUCUCUUUCAGUCUCUUAAUUGGUAAAUCUCAUUGAAACAUGUCCUGGUCAGAUUUCACAUCAAAAUCAAAUAAAAAAAGCCUUUUUAGGAACAUUAACAAUUUUACAUUGUGACAUUGUCAUGACAACUAACCACAUUUAAGCGCCACUUUCCAUUGAUGUUAUAAUGAGAAGUUAACCUUGUGUUAUUUUAAUUCAUAUUAUAGUCUCGAUUUAGAUUUUUAUCGAAUGCUUAUUUCUGAAAUACAUAAAAUAGUUUUUGGUUUACUUUUUAAAUUCGAAUCAACAUAAAGAUGACAAAUAGUUCAAUAAUGCAUACUUUACGGUAAACAUAAUAGCAUAUAACAUCAAAUUACACUAAUGAGAAAUGUCAUGAAAAUGAUUUCACAAUGCAAAAUACGGUUUGGUUAUCAGAAUACCUUCAAUGAUUUCGUUCUUUUGACUUUGAUGUUUAAUGUAAUCCGGACAUGUUUGUGAUAGGUUAAUGCAUACGGUAUAUAUUUCUGUAUUCCCCAGCUGAGAUCUCUCAUCAUCUCUUUUGCAUCCUACAGUACUGCUCCUGUAAUGGCUCUGUUUCAUUUAGCUCUGUUCUUUAUUUGUUUACUUAUUUAUUUGUACUGAAUAUUUUAUGUUUCUUUGGUUUUGUUUUUAUAUGUUGAUGCUGUGUAGGUCAGCUGUGGAGAGUAAGUCGACUGCCCAUCAGUUCUGGGUCAAAGGUUGUGGCAAAUGCUUAACUGUGCGUGUAAGCCUCUGCAGUACGCCAUUCACUACACAGAGACCAUCUUUACCAAUAAACAUGGACAUUUUGGCUUUAG
Messenger RNA from Paramisgurnus dabryanus, 6791 nucleotides. It is a transcript of the gene lrrc4bb, whose product is annotated as leucine rich repeat containing 4Bb. Gene Ontology annotation, molecular function: signaling receptor binding. Gene Ontology annotation, biological process: synaptic membrane adhesion; positive regulation of synapse assembly; regulation of postsynaptic density assembly. NCBI's taxonomy places the organism in Eukaryota, Metazoa, Chordata, Actinopteri, Cypriniformes, Cobitidae. Gene Ontology annotation, cellular component: plasma membrane; postsynaptic density membrane; glutamatergic synapse. The record is from RefSeq and is a predicted model, not a curated record.